Messenger RNA from Ziziphus jujuba (common jujube), 1011 nucleotides. Its product is annotated as probable calcium-binding protein CML45. Lineage: Eukaryota; Viridiplantae; Streptophyta; Magnoliopsida; Rosales; Rhamnaceae. Gene Ontology annotation, molecular function: calcium ion binding. The transcript has a single exon. The record is from RefSeq and is a predicted model, not a curated record. Bases 294 to 935 code for a protein of 213 amino acids.
UCCAUUGUUGAUAUAUUUGGCCCAAUUGACGAUUUCUUUAUUAUUAAUCAAACCCCAAACGACCUGCCCAACAUACAAGCAGCUUCUCCCAGUCUUCAAGUCUGACCUUAUUCAUUCUCAUUCUGUAUAUAUAUUUGUAUAUGCCUCUUCGUUUCUUACAAGUUCCAUGAAAACCAUUCACUCAUAUUAGUUUUACCUGUACAUUUGCUAGGAAUUAGGUAUAGAAUUAUAAAGGUCCAUUUUCUCUCAGGGAAGUACCACAAACAAACAAAAAAGAGGAAGAAAAAACAUAUAUGAUUUUCAGUGUAUAUUAUAUCACCAUGGAAGACACAUCAUCAACAAAUAGAUCAUCGUCUUUCCCAUUGUGGAUUUUGGUGGAUGUGUUUCUAGUCCACAAAAUUUCCAAUUGGGUAAAUUUUAUACAUAAGUUUGUCCCAAGAUUCCAUUCUUUUCUCCAAUCGAAACUAGAUUUUGGCAACUCGAAGGUUCGGUCCGUGAAAAGCACCAGCAGCAGCAACAGCAGCUUUGAGGAGGAGUUGAGCAUCAACAACCACCAGCAGGUUCUUGAGGAUAAGAAAGAUGUCGAUGUGAAAUUGAGCAGAGAAGAUGUGACGAUGGUGAUGGAAACUCUUGGGAUUUUUUGCAGCCCAGAAAGCAAGGAACUGCAAGACUGGUUCAGUUCCAAUAACCUUCCAGGGCUGUUUGAAGAGGAACCGAGUUUGAAGGAGGUCAAGGAAGCUUUUGAUGUUUUUGAUAAGAACGGAGAUGGUUUCAUUGAUGCAGAGGAGCUGCAGAGAGUUCUCAGUUUAUUGGGUCUGAAGCAAGGAUCUGAUAUUGAAAACUGCAAGAGAAUGAUUAGGAGUUUCGAUGAAAACAGAGAUGGAAGAAUAGAUUUCAACGAAUAUGUAAAACUUAUGGAGGCCAGCUUUUGCUGAAUUCCUUUUUUCUUCGUUCUGAGAGCUAUUCGAAGAUGCAAUAAAAUUUACAAUAUCGGUUCAAUAUUCUUUCUUC